CUUCCUCUUUUAAAAAUGCUUCAUACUUUAGUUCCCAAUAACAAAGCCUCUUGGAAUUUUGUGUUUAGCUUGCUUGCUAGCUAACGAAUGAGGCUGAGCCUGCCAGAAAUGCAAAUCGAGUAAGAUUUGCCAUACGACACAGCAAUGGCAUAUACAAUAUACAUGUUAGGGAUAUUUCUGUAGCUUGUAUGUAAUUUUAGUUUGUAGUACAAUUGACGUUGCGUAAUCUGACAACAACAACAGCAACCCCGAGUGGCUCAAACACUGGCUAGCCAGCUAGUUAGAUAGCUAACGUUAACUGUAACGAAAUGUUCAUAUAAGAGCUAGCUAUUAAAUUUAGCUCAGUAUAAUCCGACUCGGUUCUCAUUCUUCAAUUUGAACACAUUUCGCUGAAUUUGCCAAGCAGGUAAGUGUUUUGGCUUUAGCAAACGUUACGUAGCAAGUCAUCAUUAGCUAAUGUAACGUUGAUGGCAAGCUAGCAAACGUUGGCUAGCUAGCUAAUAAUAUUGCCACUGUCAAGCAAGCUAGCGAAAAGUUAAUUCGCAUUUUGUGUAAUCUUUCAGGUCUGCUAAUUGUGUGUACCAUUUUGUUGAUUGUUGAGCUCUCUAACGUUAGUUUAUUGGUAACAUUACGUGUAUGUUAACUACCUAGCUACACACCAAUGCCCAUUUGAACUUCUUAGAAAUUGUUGGCAGGAGCCACAAAUGUAAUGACAUGAAAUGUAUGCUGCCAUACUGCUCUCUUGGGACACAUUCUGCUGUAGCGAUUUGUGAUACAGUUGCCGAGUUCACGUAGUAGUCGGAAGUAAGAAACUCGGAAAUGUCUGACUUGCUAACUGCUUGAACGUGUAUAACUACAACCAGUUAGUAAAUCGGAAAUUUCAGUUUCCUAGUUCCGACUAGCAGAUGAACCCGUCAUUCUGUUGGUACUGUGGGUGGCUGCCACCCAUUUAAAUUGAGUGUCACUUCUAAUAAUUUUUGUAAGUUAUUUUCAAUUGGAGAUUACAUUAAGUACCAAGCUUGAACAGACAGUUUGAUACCACAUCUUUAAAAAAAAUAAUCUUUAUUUUAACAUGGAAAAACAGACUGAGACCUGGAUCUCUUUUACGGCUGUGCCCUGUGUAAACAUGUUGACAUGUACAGUUUUAGACAUACAGACAAGAACAUUUCAAACAUGCAAAACAAAAACACAAUUCAACAGAAACAAUCACAGACAACAUCAUAUUGAUCCUCCAUAACAUUUUUUAAAUGGGCAAGGGACACCAGAGUGUCUAACUUAAGUUGUAUCUGCAGUUUGUUCCAUAAAUAAGGUGCAAAGGAAGUGAAGGCAGUCCUUCACUUAGUUGCUGACUAGAGAACAAGGCAACUUAUUCCACAAUUUUGUUUCUUCACACAGCAUGGGUUUACAGUGCCCGACUUAAUCAUACUAGCUACUUGCUGCUGAAUAAAAUACGAAUCGUUUUGUAUUUUUCAUCUGUUGCACAGCUUUUCAGCAUCCUGGUCUACUCUUCUCCUGCUCCUCCUGUCCUUUCUCAUCUUGGUCCUGUGCGCUAUGACAAUGCGUGUGGAUGCCAAAGUAGUUAUGCUUGGGAAGGAGAGUGUAGGAAAGACCAGCCUUGUAGAGAGAUAUGUCCACCACCGCUUUCUAGUUGGCCCCUACCAGAACGUGAGUAUCAGUUAAUUUCCUAGGGCAGUGUGUGAUUCCAACUUGAUGUGUGGGAUGCUCUCUCUGCUUGUGUGUGAAGGCUCUUUCUCAAUAUUUGACUUGCUACAUUUUUUCUGUCUUUCUUUGAUAGACUAUUGGUGCUGCAUUCGUUGCCAAACCAAUCCAGGUGGGAGAAAAGGUGGUUACCCUGGGAAUAUGGGUGAGUGAAGACGACUGAUGUCAUCCUAUGUAAAAUACAAUGGGAAAUAAAUUUUCAUGAGUCUCUAUACUCCUUAUUGCAUUGUCUGGUUAAUUAUAAUCCCUGGGAAAUAAAUAAAUGAAUUAAUGAAUCCAUUGUAGCCUGAUAUGGGGUAGCUACUGGCUAUGUGUGCAUAGACUAUAAGUGAUUCCUUCUCUGCAACCCAGGACACGGCUGGAUCAGAGCGCUAUGAGGCUAUGAGUAGAAUCUACUACAGAGGAGCCAGGGCUGCCAUUGUCUGCUAUGGUAAGUCCUUAUCCCCAUGGAAUGACACUAUCAAUAGCACUCUGUCUAGGUUUAUUAUUGUCUAUGUUUUUGACAUUGUCUACAGUUUUGUUUUGCUACUAUGGAGUUCUUAUAUCCUAAAUGUUUAAUUGAGGAAAUUUUUGUUGAGAGCAAUUAACGUUUCUGCAUGUUGUGAAUUGUGCUCACGUGUCCUGCACUCAUAUUUCCCUCAUUGGGGGAAUUUUCAUAGUUUGGAAAAUAUCUGAUGAGGCAUUUACCACAGUUGAUGACUAAAUUUUCUUUUUUAGUUUUAGCUGGUUCUGUUUUUAGUGUGGUUUUUAUGGGCUGAUUUACAUUGCAACAGUACUAUUUAGUAAUAGUAAUACAGAAUAUUCUAGGUCGAAUACACUUUUAUAACUGUGAAAACAUACAUAAUGUUUUAGUUUUGAGUCAAGUUUUGUGUUGUCAUUGAUCUUUAUUUGUGUGACUUUCGCUCCUGUAGAUUUGACAGACACCAGCAGUUUCCAGCGAGCUAGAUUCUGGGUGAAGGAGGUGCAAAACUGUGAAGAGGUUAGAGACCCUUUCAUAAAAACACAACUCACUUGCCAUGAUGGGUAUUGCCCUAUAUAUUAUCCUAUGUAACUGCUCACAAUGACACUGAUUUCCUCUAUGAUCUCCAUUGAAGCACUGCAAGAUAUACCUGUGUGGCACAAAGAUUGACCUGAUUGAGAGUGACCGGGGCCUGCGGCAAGUAGACUACCAUGAUGUUCAGGAUUUUGCUGAUGGUAAAUUGCUAUGAUAAUCCUCAUCACUAACUCCCACUUAAUCUUACCAGACAUCAAUCAAUCAAAUCUAUUUAUAAAGCCAUUUUUACACCAGCAGAUUAGUAUAAGGACUGGCUGUUUUAGAGUCAUUUAUGUUUAUUAUUUUUUCAUUCUCAUCUACAGAGAUUGGGGCUCAGCAUUUUGAAACAUCCAGUAAAACAGGCAACAACGUGGGUAAGUGACACCUCAUGGUCAGUUCAUUUCAAAUCUAGGUUGUAGUCUCAUAAAACUACAUUUCCCGAAAAAUGCAGCAGUAGACUCAUAUUCUCUUUUAACCGCAUUCCAGAUGAGCUGUUUCAAAAAGUUGCAGAGGACUUCAACAGCAUCUCCUUCCAAUUCAUGACCGGUGAGACUUUGGCUCUCUUCUUAGAUAUUGCUUCUAUAGUUUACAGUUGAAGUCGGAAGUUUACAUACACUUAGGUUGGAGUCAUUAAAACUCGUUUUUCAACCACUCCACAAAUUUCUUGUUAACAAACUAUAGUUUUGGCAAGUCGGUUAGGACAUCUACUUUGUGCAUACUUUUUCCAACAAUUGUUUACAGACAGAUUAUUUAACUUAUAAUUCACUGUAUAACAAUUCCAGUGGGUCAGAAGUUUACAUACACUAAAUUGACUGUGCCUUUAAACAGCUUGGAAAAUUCCAGAAAAUGAUGUCAUGGCUUUAGAAGCUUCUGAUAGGCUAAUUUACAUCAUUUGAGUCAAUUGGAGGUGUACUUUACACUUUACACUUUAGUCAUUUAGCAGACGCUCUUAUCCAGAGCGACUUACAGUUAGUGAAUACAUAUUUUAAAUUUUAAUUUUAAUUUUUGUAUUUUUUUAUACUGGCCCCCCGUAUGUAUUUCAAGGCCUACCUUCAGACUCAGUGCCUCUUUGCUUGACAUCAUUGGAAAAUCAAAAGAAAUCAGCCAAGACCUCAGAAGAAAAAUUGUAGACCUCCACAAGUCUGGUUCAUCCGUGGGAGCAAUUUCCAAACGCCUGAAGGUACCGCGUUCAUCUGUACAAACAAUAGUACGCGGACCACGCAGCCGUCAUACCGCUCAGGAAGGAGACGCGUUCUGUCUCCUAGAGAUGAACGUACUUUGGUGCGAAAAGUGCAAAUCAAUCCCAGAACAACAGCAAAGGACCUUGUGAAAAUGCUGGAGGAAACAGGUACAAAAGUAUCUAUAUCCACAGUAAAACGAUUCCUAUAUCGACAUAACCUGAAAGGCCACUCAGCAAGGAAGAAAUCACUGCUCCAAAACCGCCAUAAAAAAGCCAGACUACGGUUUGCAACUGCACAUUGGGACAAAGAUCGUACUUUUGGAGAAAUGUCCUCUGGUCUGAUGAAACAAAAAUAGAACUGUUUGGCCAUAAUGACCAUCGUUAUGUUUGGAGGAAAAAGUGGGUGGCUUGCAAGCCGAAGAACACCAUCCCAACCGUGAAGCACGGGGGUGGCAGCAUCAUGCUGUGGGGGUGCUUUGCUGCAGGAGGGACUGUUGCACUUCACAAAAUAGAUGGCAUCAUGAGGAAGGAAAAUUAUGUGGAUAUAUUGAAGCAACAUCUCAAGACCUCAGUCAGGAAGUUAAAGCUUGGUCACAAAUGGGUCUUCCAAAUGGACAAUGACCCCAAGCAUACUUCCAAAGUUGUGGGAAAAUGGCUUAAGGACGACAAAGUCAAGGUAUUGGAGUGGCCAUCACAAAGCCCUGACCUCAAUCCUAUAGAAAAUUGGGGGGCAGAACUGAAAAAGCGUGUGCGAGCAAGGAGGCCUACAAACCUGACUCAGUUACCCCAGCUCUGUCAGGAGGAAUGGGCCAAAAUUCACCCAACUUAUUGUGGGAAGCUUGUGGAAGGCUACCCAAAACGUUUGGCCGAAGUUAAACAAUUUAAAGGAAGUGCAACCAAAUACUAAUUGAGUGUAUGUAAACUUCUGACCCACUGGGAAUGUGAUGAAAUAAAUAAAAGCUGAAAUAAAUCAUUCUCUCUACUAUUAUUCUGACAUUUCACAUUCUUAAAAUAAAGUGGUGAUCCUAACUGACCUAAGACAGGGAUUUUUUUACUAGGAUUAAAUGUCAGGAAUUGUGAAACUGAGUUUAAAUGUAUUUGGCUAAGGUGUAUGUAAACUUCUGACUUCAACUGUAGCUGUCAGUGCACAUUUAGUCUGCAAUGGUAGUAUUACUAUUAUGAAUUGUCACUCUCAAUUGCCACUGUGGUGAAUUAUUGCUUUCCUGAAUGGGUAUGUUUGACACUUCUCUGCUCUCUUUACAGAAGAGACAGGUAUUGACUUGGGUCAGAAGAAGGACUCUUAUUUCUAUUCCUGCUGCCACAGUUAAGCCUUUACUGGUAGACAGCGGUCACUUGCCCUAAAACCAACCUGGAAAUGUUGAAUGGAUGCUACACAUCCCACCUGGAGCCGUUCAUUUAAAAUCAGAGAAAGAAAGAGAGGAGUCCAAGCAGUACUGUGUUUUUUUUGGUUGCUUUUUUCAGUUGUGCCAUAGAAGGCUAAAUGCCUACUGCAUUUAAAGGAGAGUUCAUAAUGAUUGGACUUCCCCUCUCCCAGGACAAAAGACCUGCCAAGGGUGAUAUCGGAAUGAAGCAGACAAGGAAAUAGCACGUCAACCCCACUUAAAAAAAAAAAAAAGUUAUUUUCCU
Messenger RNA from Coregonus sp. 'balchen', 5579 nucleotides. The record is from the annotation of a GenBank genome assembly. NCBI's taxonomy places the organism in Eukaryota, Metazoa, Chordata, Actinopteri, Salmoniformes, Salmonidae.